GGAACGCUGGGAGGUCCGGAAAAAGCCCAACCCCACACCUACGAUCUCAAAGGUGAUCGGCACAAUGGGACUCCUGAACCUCUGAGGGGUGAGCACAAAAGGCCCGAGGGGAAGAGGAAGAAUAAAGCCGAGGGAGGGGGGAAAAAAGAGGACAAAAGAGGAGGAGAAGGAGGAGGUGGAUCAUAAGAAGGAGGAGGAUUCUUGCGUGGCGCCGGCGCGAGCAGGAGGAGUUUUUCGGCAGAAGAAGAGUGGGCGGAGAAAGGAGAGGGAGGGAGGGAGAUUUGAAAGGAGGGAUUUGCUCUAUCUGUCGGGGGUGCAUGCUCCCCUCUAAGUCCCCCCCUCCCACUUGGACAUCCUCCUUUUUUAUUUUUUUCUGCAUCAGUGACAGGCCGACAAAAGGCAAAGAAUGCGUAAUAAACUAAGUUCGGCUUGCCUGGGAGUGAGCAGGGGCCUCGAUGUGAGACUACCCAGGACUAGAGCCCUGCUGCUGGGGUUACUCCUGGUGGCGGCGGCCUGUGCAGAGGUUGAGAUCGACGUGCUGGGCGAGAUGGUGAUAAUGGAGACGGGCGGGGAGAGCGAGAGGGGGGUAGGAGGAAGAAGCGAGCUGGAGGCCUCCAUGCACUCCUCGCUCCUCCGGGACUUCCAGGAAGUGACGGAAGGUAUCCGAGCAAUAGAAGCUGUCGCCGUAGAGACCGACGACGCGGCGGCGGCGGCGACGCAGCAGAACAUGGCCGCGCCCACUGCCUUCCCAGACUCCUCGGCGGUGGUGGGUCGGAUCUUCCAGAUGAAGGUGCCAAACAAGAUGGAGGAUGUUUACCUGGGUGAUAUCGUCAAGAUUACAGAGAUGGGUAAGGACUCCCUCCCUGCCUGGCUGCACUGGGAUGCCAGCAGCAGAAUCCUGCAGGGUCUACCUUUGGAGGAGGACAAAGGCGUCCAUUACAUCUCCGUAUCCAUUUCCAACCACACAAAAUCCUCUUCUUCCUCAGAGGUUUUUUCCAUCGAGGUACACCCUGAGGAUCAUUUGGACACAGAUUCGGCUCAACUGGCGUCCAACCAAGCCUCCGCUGAGGAUGACGUCCAGUCCUUCAUGUGUGGCAACGAGGAACCGGUAACGGUGCUCACGGUAAUCCUGGAUGCGGAUUUGACCAAGAUGAGCUCGGAACAGAGAGUGGAGCUCCUGGAUAACAUGAGGAGCUUCUCUGGGGUGGGGCUCCAGCACAUGAAGAUGCUGCCUGUGGUCAACAACAGGCUGUUCGACAUGUCCGCGUUCAUGGCCGGGCCGGGGAAUGCUAAAAAGGUGGUGGAGAACGGCGCUCUGUUGUCCUGGAAGCUCGGCUGCUCGCUUGACCAGAGCACGGUCCCAAAUAUCAACAGCGUCCAGGGUCCUGCAAAGGAAGGCACGAUGUCAGCCAAGCUGGGCUACCCUGUGGUGGGCUGGCACAUCGCCAACAAGAAACCCCAUGUUCCUAAGCGGGUGAGGCGCCAGUUAAACAACACUCCAACACCUGUUCUGGCAGUGCUUCCUCCAACGACUGUAGUGGAGCCUCCAGUGAGGAUCAUCCCAACACUGUCCUCUCCAUCUAUCGCUGCACCAACUGAAAGCUCUGCCCCCCCUGUACGAGGCCCCGUUCCCCUACCAGGCAAGCCUACAAUCAGAGUCCGUGACCCCAUUGCCCACACCCCAACACUGGGACCUCCUCAACCAACAAGGGUAAUGGAGACUACCAGCACCAUUCCCAUCCAGCCAACAAUGACCAGGCCCACUUAUGUGGAAGCCACCGCCACACCACCCACACCUACCAGAAGACCUACCAAGAAGCCUAAGAGGCCCAAAACCACACCGGUGCCCAGAGAGCCAAAGACCUCCACAGCCAAGCCAGCCAGGCGCACCACACCAUCACCUGGCGUUAUCCCGGAUCCAUACAAUGAGAAGCCCGUCUUGCGUAACCCCAUCGACCAGGUCAAUGCAUUGGUGGGCACCUAUUUCGAGGUGAAGAUCCCGUCUGAUACGUUCUUUGAUAAAGAGGAUGGGACAACAGACAAGCUGCGUCUAACCUUGAGACAGAACCACAAUGACGUCGUUGGAGAGGGCUCAUGGAUCCAAUUCAACACCACCAGCCAACUUCUCUACGGCCUGCCUGAUGUCCAUCAUGUGGGGAAACAUGAAUACUUCAUGCAGGCAACCGACAAAGGUGGCCUGAAUGCAAUUGAUGCUUUUGAGGUCCGUGUGAACCGCUGGCCCGUCAAUGACAAAACACCUGUGAUCUUCACGGUCCGAUUAGACGGUGAGCCACGCUCGGUAACCAAUGACAUCCACAAAAAGAUCCUUCUGGUCAAGAAGCUGGCAUACUCACUGGGGGACCGCAACAGCAGUACAGUGAGUCUAAGAAACAUUAGUAAAGGGUCUAUUGUGGUGGAGUGGACGAACACCAGCCUCCCGCAGCACCCUUGUCCAAAGGAACAGCUCACAGCCAUGAGCAGAACACUCGCCGAUACUGAAGGAAGGCCUACACAGACCUUCAGGUAUGCCAUGGACCCUGAGUUCAGACCGUUGGACGUCAUGGUCAAGGGAAGGGCAAGCUGCAGAAUGUACUCCUUCAUCCCACCGGGAGAUAUUGAUUUACCAGAACCUCCUCCAGCAGUCACCCCAGCUCUGGGAACAGGCCGGCAGAGUACAGAUGACGUGUAUCUCCACACGGUCAUUCCCGCCGUGGUGGUCGCAGCGAUCUUGUUAAUUGCAGGUAUCAUUGCGAUGAUCUGCUACAGGAAGAAACGAAAGGGCAAGCUGACCAUCGAGGACCAGGCCACUUUCAUCAAAAAAGGUGUGCCGAUUAUCUUUGCAGAUGAACUGGACGACUCCAAGCCGCCUCCAUCUUCCAGUAUGCCCUUGAUUCUCCAAGAGGAGAAACCCCCACUUCCACCUCCCGAAUACCCCAACAUGGCCACACCAGAGACCACUCCCCUCAACCAGGAGCUGCUGGGGGAGUAUACAGCUCUGCGGGAUGAGGACCCCAAUGCACCUCCCUACCAGCCACCGCCUCCCUUCACCACUCCCAUGGAGGGCAAAGGUUCCCGUCCCAAGAACAUGACUCCCUACAGAUCUCCACCUCCCUACGUGCCACCCUAAGACUAAUUUAACCCUCCCCUCGUAGGGUGGAGGGAGAGGAUGCCUGAGGAACUGUGACGGUUUCCAUUCUGGUGUUUUGUCUGUCUGGACAUUUACAGGGAGGGAUGACAAGAGGUGCUAAAGUACAAAACAGCUACAGGGGACUUUUGGUUUAGGAGAGGGAGUAAUGAGUUGGGUGGGGUUUUACAGUAUACAGAUGGGAUGAUUGGUUGAAACAGCUGGGAGGGACUACUGUUUUAGUGGUAGCCCAGCUACUACAGUGGCCUAAGACAAACAAAUUUGCGUCACAUUGGCAUUCGGAUCGACCAGUUGGUCAGAAGCAACAAUUGGGAGACUUGUUCUCCCUUCCCAGCAUUUCAGUUUUAUCUCUGUUGAUUUGGAUACUGGCUUUUUUUUUUUGUCUGUUUUUCUUCAUCUUUAUCCCAAGAUUAU
Molecule: messenger RNA, 3559 nt
Organism: Thunnus maccoyii (southern bluefin tuna)
Lineage: Eukaryota; Metazoa; Chordata; Actinopteri; Scombriformes; Scombridae
Product: dystroglycan-like
Exons: 4
Coding region: 407-3127 (906 amino acids)
Biological process (GO): axon guidance; muscle attachment; morphogenesis of an epithelium
Cellular component (GO): dystrophin-associated glycoprotein complex; sarcolemma; dystroglycan complex
Molecular function (GO): calcium ion binding; laminin binding
Source: RefSeq, a predicted model, not a curated record